GUCCUUUUAAGCAUCACAUCAGCCACUCUUUCUUACCUAUAAAUCAUUCUCUCCCUUCUUCCUACUUUCCUAACAAUCUUACAAGGAGAGAUCAAAUUAACCUAAUUUGAGUGAAAAGAGAUGGGUAGAGCUCCAUGUUGUGACAAGGCUAAUGUGAAGAAAGGACCUUGGUCUCCAGAAGAGGAUGCUACCCUCAAAUCUUACAUUGAAAAAAAUGGAACCGGGGGAAAUUGGAUUGCUCUUCCCCAAAAAGUUGGACUCAAGAGAUGUGGAAAGAGUUGCAGACUAAGGUGGUUAAAUUACUUGAGGCCUAAUAUCAAACAUGGUGGAUUUACUGAAGAAGAAGACAACAUCAUUUGCAGCCUUUACAUUAGCAUUGGAAGCAGGUGGUCCAUUAUUGCUGCUCAAUUACCUGGAAGGACUGAUAAUGACAUCAAGAACUAUUGGAACACAAGAUUGAAGAAGAAGUUACUUGGGAAGAGAAAACAAUCAAAUAAUAAUAGUAGUUUGAACCAAAAGGACACAAAUGGAAAUAUAGAAGAAAAUUCACUAAGCAAUUCAGCUCUUGAAAGACUCCAACUUCAUAUGCAACUUCAAAACCCUUUCUCUAAUUUCUACCCUUCACUCAUGUGGCCAAAGUUGCAUCCUUCUCAAGAAAAAAUGAUCCAAACCCUACAAGCUUUGAAUCAUCCUCAUCAUGAUAAUAACCCUAUCAUGCAAAAUUCUUUCAUGACAUCCUCAUACAAACCUUCUAAUGAUGUUAUUCAACAAGAUGGUGCAAAGAUCAAUAGAAAUGAUCCACAAGUUGAUAUUUUGGUGGAGGAGAAUAUUAUUCCUUUGAAUUAUAAUAAUAGUAAUAAUUAUAAUUCAAUGAUCAACUCAAGUCUUGUAGCACCAAGAGGAGAAGCUAUUGAGAAGAGAACUAAUGAAGGAAUUCAACAACUUGGUGCAAUGCAAAAUGAACUAGAUGACAUUCUCAACAAUAGAAUGGAUUACUUACAAAAGGAGGAAGAUGAAUUUGAUUGUUUUAGAGAAAUGAAUGUUUCAAAGGAAAGCUUGAUAUGGUGGUCAAAUGAUUCUGAUACUAAAUCAGGAUCCUCAAACUCAUGGGAUUCAUCAAAUAAUCAUCAAGUUCUUAUGCAAGAUCAAGGGAUGUUUCAAGAUUAUGUACUAGGUUACAGUAUGUAGUAACCUAUAAUAUAUUAUUUAACAUUUGGAUUUAACCUUUAUGGCCAUUCAAAUUUGUUGCCUUUGUUGGUCAUAAGAUGGGGAAAGAGAAGUAACAUGUAUUGUAAACAAUGGUGAAUAUAUGUAUUAUAUAAUAAUGUACAUUGAUGCUUGAGUAAUUAAUCUAGAAAAUAGUACUGUUUGUUCUCAGACAA
Molecule: messenger RNA, 1382 nt
Organism: Cicer arietinum (chickpea)
Lineage: Eukaryota; Viridiplantae; Streptophyta; Magnoliopsida; Fabales; Fabaceae
Source: RefSeq, a predicted model, not a curated record